AUGGGUGCUGCCCGCGGGGUGCCGCGGGGACAAGGUGUCUCCAUGGUGUCACCCGCAGGGUCCCGGCCCGGCAUGGGGGAGGCGAGUGAUGCGGACAGUGGGAUCCUGCUGCAGCCGGGUCCCGGUAUCCCGGGCUGGCCGCGGGCCGGGCAGCAGCGGGCGCUGGAGGCGCGGUUGGACGGGUGCGUGCAGGAGCUGCGCCGGCUCUGCCUGCGCGAGGCGGAGCUGACGGGGACGCUGCCCCGUGAGUACCCGCUGAGAGCCGGGGAGAAGCCGCCCAAGGUCCGGCGCAGGAUCGGGGCUUCCUUCAAGCUGGAUGAGACCCUCGUCCUGCGUGGGGCGGACCCUCUGAGCGCGCUGGAGCGGGACCUGGCGCUGCAGCUGCAGAUCGCCCGCGCCGCGCGGCGCCUCUGCCGCGAGGAGAACAUCGGCAGGAGGCUGCGGCGGCGCCGGCAGAGCGCGGCCGUGCUGGAGGAGCAGAAGCUGCGGGACCUGCAGAGCGUCCUCAACCAGCGGCGCCUCCUCUCUGCCCGGGCUGGUACCCAGGAGCCCAGCACCUCCGAUGACAGCUCCUUGUCCGACACCGUCCUGCUGGAGGAGGAGGAGACCCGGACACCGGGAGCCAGCACCCCACGGGGGGACCCUGAGGAGCCCAGCGAGGAGGAGGAGGAGGAGGGAUCAGGGUCCCCACCGGAGCCCCCCAGCCCCGACAGAGCCCAUGAGAAGGCCAAAGCUCCUGGUGUCGAUGCCGGGGAGGGGGGAACACGGAGCCCCCGGUGCUAUCCUGGGUCCCCACCGGUCCCCAGUAGCCCUGACCCUGUGUCCUCAGCAGUGGGCAGGCCCGGGGAUGUCCCUCCCUACCGCUUCGUACCCAUCCGGACCCUGGUGCUGUGCCGGCAGGCGGGAUCCAGUGCUCCCAGCAGCCCGGAGCCAGCGGGACGCCGGGGACAGUCCCAGUCCCUGAGGGUCGAGGGCUCCCGGCCGCAGGAGCCUCGGGGCCGCAGCUCCGUCCCCCGCCGGCGCCCCACGUACUACACGGUGACGGUGCCCGCAUCCUGCCUGCCCCCUCCGGGCCCCGCGCACCGCUCCGGCUCCGACGACAGCAUCUCGGACCUGUCCAGCGUCUCGCACGCCACAUCCCCGGGCAGCAGCAGCCCCGAGGUCCCGGUCCCGCAUCCCCCGGUCCCACCGCCCCUUCCCGACCCCGCUUACUUCCCGCGGGGACCCCAGCGGCUGCUGCCGCCGCUGGUGCUGUACGAGCAGGACCUGGCCCCGUUGCGCUACCAGCGCCUGGUGCCCUCGCACAGCCGCAUCGUGCGCACCCCAUCGCUCAAGGACUACGCGGCCCCCCGCGGGCUCUCCAAGGCCACGGUCACCGAGGAGCUCAAAUCGUGGCACCAACGGGCCCGGCUGCGGGGGGCCCGGCCCCAUUCCCUCGACCGGCAGGGAGCGAUCCGGGGUCCCCGCGCCGGCAUCGCCAGGGACGUGCCCGUGAGCCGGGGGCUGCUGCCGCGGGCUCAGGGUCCCCCCCCAGUCCCCAUCCUGCGGCGCUCCCCGGAUGGUGUGUCCGUGCAGGUGUACGUGCCUGAGAGCGGCGAGAUCGUGACACAAGUGUGAUGGGGACACCCCAACCCAGGACACCCCAACCCUGGGACACCCCAACCCAGGACACCCCAACCCAGGACACCCCAACCCUGGGACACCC
Pezoporus flaviventris is the source of this 1705-nucleotide messenger RNA. RefSeq names its product innate immunity activator (gene INAVA). Bases 1 to 1617 code for a protein of 538 amino acids. Gene Ontology annotation, biological process: adherens junction maintenance; positive regulation of protein ubiquitination. The record is from RefSeq and is a predicted model, not a curated record. The transcript is spliced from 8 exons. Lineage: Eukaryota; Metazoa; Chordata; Aves; Psittaciformes; Psittacidae.